AUGCUCACAUAUGAAUUUCGCGCUUUGUACACUAAAGUGAAGAGGGUGACAGUGAUGGAGACGAUUGCAGAGGGAAAGGAGGUUCAGGAGAAGAUGACGAAGAUGAAGGAAGGAGUUGUCAUGGUGAAGGACAAAACAGUGAAGAGCAUGGAAGUUGUCGUGGUGAAGGACGGCAAUCACAUAGUGAAUCAGGUCUGGAAUGAAUGCUUCAAGAGAAUGACGUCUGCACCAGUUUUAAAGAAGAGUGUUGUAUUGAGAAAUGACUACGCGAUUUGCUUGAAGGUUUAA
Messenger RNA from Trichobilharzia regenti, 288 nucleotides. The record is from the annotation of a GenBank genome assembly. NCBI's taxonomy places the organism in Eukaryota, Metazoa, Platyhelminthes, Trematoda, Strigeidida, Schistosomatidae.